AUGGAUUCUUCCGAGAGAAGAACCAGAGAACAGAACAGGAGGGCAGUAACCAGAUAUCUCUCCAGAUCAUGCUAUGUUGAAAGCACUGAAAAUUUACAAGCCUCCAUGAGCUGUGAAAAGAACAAACAGAGAACAGCAGAUGAGACAUUCCCCCUCACCUACAGAAUUGAUUCCCAUAGUGAGAAAGAGUGCAUAUUCUUUAAUAAGUUCUCUGUCUUAAUGGUUGGUUCUGGAGGACUUGGUGGAAAGAAGACAUCAAAUAAAGCCAAGGUAAUUGUGCCACCAUCAAAGAGACUCCCUGAUACUGUACUUACAGAAACAAUAUCACUCAAUCAGGUUAUCUUAUAUCAGCUCAUUGGAGACUGGAAUUCUUUACACAGUGAUCCUAGCUUUGCCAUUCUUGGAGGUGUUGACAAACUUUUAUUAUACAGCCUUUUUUUUUCAUUUAGCUUUUCAGCUAGGCAUGUUUUACAGAAGUUUGGAAAUAAUUAUAUGUCUAGAUUCAAAGCAAUUAAAGCCUGUUUUGCAAAACCAGUAAAUCCAAGACAAAUUCUAUUAACUGAAACAUGCAAAGAAGGAAGCAGAAUUCACUUUCUGAUGAAGAUCCAAAAAACUAAAGACAUUGUCUUUUCAAAUGCACACGUGAAUCUUUUAUCAACAUCUGAUAACUAUCAGCUAAAAGUAUCUUCUAAGGAUAAAAGGCUUCAGAGAACCCUUGUUUUUGAGGAAAUAGAUCAUUGCACCAAAGAUUUUGGAAAAGAACUGGUAAAGAAAGUAAAUGAUGUAUUUGAAUGGAAUAUCCCUAAACAUGGACAAACUGCAGCACAAUGGACUAUUGACAUAAAAAAUGACUUUGAAGAAUUGUACCAAAGCCCUGCAAGAUGUUAUGCUGAUACAGUUUUCACUCUUUCACAUGAAGACUUCAUGAUUGUUUUGGGCAAAUUUAAUCCCCCAAAAGGCAAACUUCAGAUCAAAGGCAACAUCAUACUGAAACAGAAGCUAGAGAUGAUUUAUAAAGACUAUGCCAGUGUUUGA
This is a messenger RNA of Antechinus flavipes (yellow-footed antechinus), 1035 nucleotides long. It is a transcript of the gene HSD17B4, whose product is annotated as hydroxysteroid 17-beta dehydrogenase 4. The record is from RefSeq and is a predicted model, not a curated record. Gene Ontology annotation, cellular component: peroxisome. NCBI's taxonomy places the organism in Eukaryota, Metazoa, Chordata, Mammalia, Dasyuromorphia, Dasyuridae.